This is a messenger RNA of Homalodisca vitripennis (glassy-winged sharpshooter), 4821 nucleotides long. RefSeq lists its product as uncharacterized. The transcript is spliced from 3 exons. The record is from RefSeq and is a predicted model, not a curated record. NCBI's taxonomy places the organism in Eukaryota, Metazoa, Arthropoda, Insecta, Hemiptera, Cicadellidae. Gene Ontology annotation, cellular component: extracellular matrix. Bases 69 to 2045 code for a protein of 658 amino acids.
AGUCAACUUGAGCACAAGCCGGCGGCGGGCGCGCGGCUCUACGCCAGGGUAGACGCUCACCGACCGCCAUGUGGCUAGCACAGAUGGUGACAUGUUUACUGAUAACAAGCAAAAUAACAAGUAGCCAUGAAACAUCAAAUUCAACUGAGCAUCCUAAGGCCUACCAGUUCAGUUACACUGUAAAUAAUGAAGAAAAUGGGGAUUUCAAGACACAUCAAGAAACAAAUGAUGGCAAGCAAGUCCGGGGUAUGUACUCAGUAGGUGAACCAAAUGGAGACUUGCGAGUAGUAACUUACACUGCAGAUAGUGCUCAUGGAUUCCAAGCGGUAGUUCAGGUGCAUCCUGCUGGGUCACCUGCUUCCUUGACUUCCAGUGAGCAUAAACUCUAUUCUUCAGGUAAUUCUCAUAACAAGACAAACGCAAACAUUGAGAACGACUUCCGAGUAGUAAUACCACCCCCCUCUUCAAAUGAAACUGCUAAUGAAAACCAUAGCCAAAUCAUGCAAAGACUUUCAGAAGAAAACAAGGAAAAAUCAAAACUGGAAUUUCGAAAUAUUACAACAGAAUCUAAUCAUGAUACUCCAGAGAGCAUGAGUCAGCCUACCAAUGAGGAUGGUAAAGAAAUAAUGACACUAUUAAAAGAAUUACCUCCAGCUACCAAUAAACAAGUCCCAAAAAUAGAGUAUAUUUUUGAAGAUGAUCAAGAAGAAGGUUUUGUAGGAGAUCCUACUCUCUACAGAAAUUCACAGGAUAAUCCAUCUGAGGGACCUCAAAUUAUACCAGUUAAAAUACAGGAAGAUCCUUUGGUUAUUAAAACUGAUGUAGAACCAGAAUCAAAUAUUGAUAUGAGCACAUACAGUCCAAUUUUAUCAAGUGAUGAUGACAUUGUCACAAUGACUUAUGAAGGCAACCAGAAUGAACAAAUUACUUUUGAUUAUUCAAAUGUGCAAAUUUCAAAUGAAAACAAACAGCAAGUUCAUCCACCACAGAAUACAGAUGACAAAGAGUUAAAUAAAAGUUCAGUUAGUAAAGAAAGUAGCAGUUCUAUAUUAAACUCCAAACUGCAAGAACACAUUAAUUCAAACAACUCCAAUAAUAUACAAAACUCCAGUGAUCAACAAAACGCAAGCACUGAUAUAAGUCCCACUGAAGACUACAAAUCUUCGGAGGACUACACAACUACAGAAAUAAUAAACAACUUAAAAAUUGAAAUUCCUAAUCAUAAGUUCAUUGAAUUAUCGAAUACUUUCAGUUCAAAUAAAUUUUCGAUCCAGGACAAUUUUGGGAAACAACAGACUGUUACAGUUAAAACUGACCACAUUGAAAAAGUUAACAGCACAAGUAAUUCAAACUCCUCAAAUUCCAGCUCUUCUGGGAAAACUCCCAAUUUGAAGCUAAGAGACAGUGUAAUGCUGGCUGCAUUAGUCAAUCCCCAUCCCACACUAUUACAAUUUUCUUGUUUACCUGAAACAACUGAAAAACAAAUUGUGAAAACGGUACCAACUGUGCCUAGUAUUAUGCCUGUAGCAACGGUGACAAAUCAACACCAAAAUAUUCAACAGCAUAGAUUAGUUUUAACAACAGGUAUUCCGUUUUAUCCACUUCAAAUAAUAAAUUAUAACCCAGUGCAGAACCCUGAAUCAUCUCCAGGAACAAAAAUUAAAUUCUCAUCUCAAAUUCCAGUCUUUUCCUUAGGUGCUCAAGCACCAGGUGUUGUGACAUCAUUUACAGACGAAUCAAAAACAACAAUACCAACACAAAUCACCCACUCUGAUGUCUUAGUCCCAGGAAACAAACUUAUGAUGCAAAGUCCACAGCAACCACUGCCACUUUCAACAUACACUAGAGUGAGAGAUGAGGGAACCCUCCCCAACAGUCACUACCCUCAUCACCUCAUCCCCUUCCCUUGGAUACACCCCAAUCCUCAUAGAUCCAACCACAUCACUCACAACAAAAGGUUUCCUAUAUUUGUUCUUCCAAUGUCGCACAAUUUUAAUUUUGCUCCCACUUUCGAUCCAGCAAUGCCUGAUAAUCAUAAUCACUAAUCCAUUUCAAUUCUGCCUCAAAACCUCAAAAGCAAUAUGAAUAUAUUCAUAGGGAUUGUAUACUAGAAUAUUGUUAUAUUACAAUAAUAAUGAUGGUUGUAAAAUCAAUAAAACACCAUCUAAAGAUACACAAAAUUAAUUUAUUACCAUUGCCUUUUUUGUCAUUUUCCUUUAAAGAUCGUAACGGAGCAAAACUUUUUUCCACAAAUAUCAUCAAAGAUUAACUUGCUUGUUAUUUCAAAACAGCUUAAAUCAUCAAGCAUUAGCGACCCAUAGUUUACUUUUACCAAAUGUUUAAACAGGUUGAGAUAUUCUUUUAUUGGUUCUAAAUUAACUUUGACCUGAAAAAUCCAAAAUGAAGAAAAAUAUUUUUCCUAUAAUUUAUGCCAAAAUCUUUCUUUAUAUUGUCUUUCAAAUAAUGUAUCACAAAAUGAAGUUGCUUUAUGAAAAUAUUGAGUUGGCAUGCACCCUACGAUGCCUUUGAGGAAUCACCUAUUGUUUUGAUGUGUAUAUCAUUUUUAUUUUCAAUUAUCUGGAUAUAUCCAAAGUAAGAUAUCCUCUUUAACAGUAAGAUAUUAGUGGUAAAUACAUUAUUUAAAAAGUGAUUAUAUUUAACUGGCAUUGAUAACAAAUUUAAUGUUGUUAAAUAUCAGUAAAAUGUUUGUUAUUGUUAUAAUGGUCAUCUCACUAUCUUGUUGUUGUCAGCAUAUAUUUUGGUGUAAGAUUUUUGUAAACCUGUUUGUUUUUUUGGAAUGAUAAUGGACAAGCCGAUCCUCUUUAAGCCUUAUUCUGUCCGUCCUCAUGAGCCACUGGCCUGUGCGAGGAUCUUAUCAAAUAGAAUAAGGGAAGGCGUUGAUACUGUACAAAGUCAAUUAUACUGAUAAAAAGUGCUUUAGCCACAGACAGAAUUUGAACCUGUGCUAUCUCUAAGUCAGACCAACGUCUUAAAACGCUCAGCCAUAGGCACUCCUGAGUGCAUAAAAAUCUAAUACAAAAUAUUGGUUUGCCAUUUCUGCUCGCCCACUUCGACAAAAUGCAAAAUAAUGGGAUUUUGUCUUCUACUUUUGAUAUGGAAUAUUUCGUUCAAGAAAAAGGUUGGCAACAUCACUGCGUUUAGAAUUUCCUUCUCAACAAGAGCAUCUGCUUCAAACAUCUGUUUAUUACUCUCCGGUCUGAAAAGACAUCCAUUGUAAACACUUUAGCAGCAUUCUUUAAUGUCAAUUAGUUCUGACUAGUCACUAGUAUUUUGUUAUUUUUUAAUUUUAGAAUUGAAUUGUUAUUGUACCAAGUAAAAUUUUUCUUUUCAACAUGAAAUUUCCCAUCAAGUGGUAUUUAACCCUAGAACACUACCGUGUUUUGAUAUACCUUUGUUACUACCGAUACGUAAAUUUUAAGUAGCAUGUUAAUUUUUGUGUUUUAGGUUAUGUAAAGGUUUAUUUUCAUACCUGUGUAUUGUGUUUGUGUAUAUUCUUGCCUAUGUGCUUACUUAAGGUGAUUAUGCAUGUGUUUAGGCAUGUGUGCGUGUGUUUAAUGCGUGCAUGUGUGAUACAUGGUGUUUUCCUAACCUUAUCUUAAUAUCUACAAUGCCAUAGAAACUCAUCCUUUUCAAAAAGCCUAUAAAUUGUCUACUAACUCCAAGACUUUUAUUUACCAAAAAACAACCUAAAAUAGUAUAAGUUACUUAUUUUACUAUACAUACUUAUACGUAAAAUAUACAUAUUUUUUUAUCAAGCAAUACUACCGCUACAUAAAAUUGAUGCACGGCCUAAAUAAAAAUCAAUAUUGAGAUAAGAAAAAGAACUACGCACACCCUUACACCUCGGAGGACGAACGACCAUUGAUCAGUAGAAGCACUGCCCAAAGCUUAAACCGGAAAGUUGGGGGGAGUGUAGGUGUGACUAUAAACAUGACGCAUAUACGUAAAACUUAUGCACGGUAGUGUUGUAGGGUUAAUAGUAAAAGCUUCAAAAUAUAAUACCAUACCUAAAACGUCUAAACAAUUUUAAAUAGUAUUGUUUAUAUUUUUAUAGGGUGUACUUUGGAAUUUAUUUUAUUUACUUUUCUUUUUUUUCAUUUGUAAUGCCAAAAAACCUUAAAUUGAAAUGUAAAAAUAAAUCCAAUGCCAUAUAAAUGUGUUUUGCAAUGUAAUGAAAAAGAAAAUAUAUACUAUUAAAUAGCCUACUUCAAUUCAAUAAUACAAAUUCUACUUAGGUUUGCAUACUGUGCACAACCAGCAACAUAGUGACUGACAAUAAAGGAAUAUCAACAGCCAGAUCUAGGGUUAAAAGACACUAAGCCAACAAUAACUUAAUAACCCUACAUCUAAAUAUAUUGUAUUCACUUUUAAAGUCUGACAUAAAUACAGGAAGAACAUUUCUUCUUUGAGUUUCAUAAUUAAAAUAGAAAUUAAGUUUACAUUUGAGAUAUGUUUUCUAUUUUAAAGAACACAACUUAGGAGUUCUAAAUACAAUAUAAUAAAUAUCACUCACCCACAAUACAUUUAAAUGAAGCCCUAUAUUUAUACCAAAUACUUCUAUGGUCCUAAAAUGGAUUUUAUUUAAUGGCAAUAUGUGUUGUAUAUAAAUCAAUUUCAAAAGAGUGUUAUAGUGUUAUUGUUACUAUUAGAUAUAUAUUAUAUAGAUAUAUUAUAACAAUUAUAUAUAGGUACAUAAUUAAUUAAUAAGAUUAGUUGAUAAUAUAGUUUUUCAGAUAUUGAUACAAUACAUUAUGUUUGUUUUAACUACAAGUUUACUGGAAUGGAAAAAUAAAAUAUGUA